AAAAAAAGAUGAAGUCAAAGUCAAAUUUUUAAAAGCUUUGAACUUUGGAGGAGAGAGAUAUACUCCAUUUAUCAUCUUCAUGCUCUAUACUAUAUAGCUUAUAAUUAGCUUAUCAGAAGCUAAAGCUAUGAUUAUUUUUUUAAUCAAAUAGCUAGGGCUUAGGAGAGAGAGAGAUUAGAGAAAGUUUUAAUCUUUGUUUAAGAAAAAGUUUUGUUUUUUAAAAAGAUUAGGGUUUUCAUUUCAGAAGCUCAAGAAGAAGAUGGAAGUUAGAGAGAAGAAAGAUGAGAAAAUGGAGAUGGAAAGAAGAAAAUCAUCAGCAAAUCCUCAAAUCCUAGAUCAUCGUCUUCCUCCGUACACUUACCCCCAAACCUCCGACAAAGAGAAACCCACCUCCAAAAGAAACGGGUCGGAUCCGGUUCCGGAUCCGGAUCUUGAUACCAGCCCAAUUUCUGUAGCUCCAGUUCCACGGUCAUACGUUAGGCCUCGAGCUACUUCUCCGUCUAAGAGUGUGAGAUAUAGAGAAUGCCAACGAAACCACGCGGCGAGCUCCGGCGGUCACGUGGUCGACGGUUGCGGCGAGUUUAUGUCCUCCGGAGAAGAGGGCACGGCGGAGUCACUUCUUUGCGCCGCCUGUGAUUGUCACCGGAGCUUUCAUAGGAAAGAAAUCGACGGCAUGUUUGUUGUCAAAUUCAAUAGCUUAGGACAUUCACAGAGGCCGAUCGUCAGCCGCCACGUGUCUCCGAUCAUGAUGAGCUUCGGUGGUGGCGGAGGAGGAAGAGAUCCGGCGGAGUCAUCGACGGAGGAUCUUAACAAACUCCAUCAAUCUUUUAGUGGUAAUGGAGUAGAUCAGUUUCAAUACCAUCCCAAGAAACGGUUUAGGACAAAGUUUAAUCAAGAACAAAAGGAGAAGAUGAUGGAGUUUGCUGAGAAGAUUGGGUGGAGAUUGAGCAAGCCAGAAGACGAAGAAGUGAACCGGUUUUGUCGUGAGAUUAAUGUGAAAAGACAAGUUUUUAAAGUUUGGAUGCACAACAAUAAGCAAGCAGCCAAGAAUAAAGACAUGUAAGAGACUUUUAUAUACUCUCUUUGUUCAACAAUCCUGUUAACUUAAAAGACUAUUGUGUUUACAAUUUGAAAACAAAAA
Molecule: messenger RNA, 1141 nt
Organism: Eutrema salsugineum
Lineage: Eukaryota; Viridiplantae; Streptophyta; Magnoliopsida; Brassicales; Brassicaceae
Product: zinc-finger homeodomain protein 6
Exons: 1
Coding region: 260-1063 (267 amino acids)
Biological process (GO): regulation of developmental process; regulation of DNA-templated transcription
Cellular component (GO): nucleus
Molecular function (GO): DNA-binding transcription factor activity; transcription cis-regulatory region binding
Source: RefSeq, a predicted model, not a curated record